AUGCCAGUUUGGGAUCCUGCGAACUGCUCAAACCACAGCCAUCAAACCCUAAAGAGACCAAAGCCACACUUGCAGUUCCUCCAUGUACUUAUCCACUGGCGACCCUUGUAUGUUACACCUCCUUCUUCAGAGAGGGAGCCCCCGAAAAGGGCGGCUCUGGGCAAGGCUCGGUCCGCCCCCUCCCCGAGACUAAGCGGGGCCGGGGUCCCGAGGGGCGGAUGGGCCCCACGCCGCGGCUGGAGCGCAGCAUCCCGGGUUGGCCUCAACGCCGGCUUAUUCCUCGCGGCCGCCGAUACAAACCCUUCUCGCGCGGACGGGCUGCAACGCGUCCUGCUUUCGGGACGAAGGGCGCUCGGAGCGUUUGGUGCUGACCACCAGCGGGCUGCGGCGAUGCCUCGAGGGAGACAGAAGAGCAGGCGGGCAGGCAGACGCGGGCCGGGGCUGGGCCGGCGAGUCUUCUGCGGAAAGAGAACCCCAGUUCAGGAAAACAAGCCCCGCUUUCCAAGGGGACACCGCCCUUCCCUGGCCCGGGACCCCCCGGAUGCGCUGGCUGCACCCCUUCUGGCCCGCCAGGAGCGGCGCCCCCCUGCUCGAAGGGAACCCCCGGCGGCUUUGCAGCAGCCCAGCCGCUCCUGCCUGGCAAGCGCUCGGCGCCCGCGCGCCCCGGGUUGCAAAGCCAGAGCGCCGCGCGCAGAGACCAAGGCAGCCCCCGCCGCCCCUUUGCAGCCGCGCGGACCUGCGGCACCGGAGCCCAGCGCUGUCGCGGGGGCGGAAGGGGGAAGCGGCCGCGCUCGCAAGGGCUGCCGGGACUUGUGGGCCUGUGGGCCGGGGGAGCGAGGGCCCUUCCUGUGCCAGGGGCAGCCCUCUGGCCGGGGCAGGUGCAUGAGUCCGGGGCUGCGCUGGGGCGCCCUGGAGCCAUCCGACCUCCCUUUCGGGGCCUUUCCGAGCAAAUGCGAUCGCUGGUGGGUGCGCAAAGUUGAAGUGGUGCCCCCCGGUGAGGGAGGCGAGGCGGGGGAGUCUGGCGAGGAAGCCGUCCUGCACUACGAGGGGCGCAUCACGGAACUGCUGGCCACGAUUGCCCGUCUCCAGGGGAAGAUCGAGCGCCUGCAGCAAAACAAGGCCAGGGAGGAGGAGAAUUUUUCCGAUUUGGGCUCCGAGUCCACAGCCAGCCUCCCCCGAUGCCCGCCGCUCUUUGCCAGCUGGACCAGGAGCCCGUCUCCACCUCCAGCUGGUCCGGAAGACGGCAAGGCUGACCUGUUCCGUGAUGUGCACAAGGCCGUCACCGCUCUCGAGAACACGGUCCUUUCCUACCGGAGUCGCCUUCCCAGCGUAGAAGCUGAGCUGGAGGGAUGUGCCCAGGUGGCUGAGGGGUGCAGGGGAAAGACGAGCAAGUCCUUUGAUGUUGGCACAUCGGCAGCAGGCACUGCCUGUGUUUUCUCGGAGGGCCUAGAAGCCAGGCUGGGGAAACUCCGCCUGGGCAGCUUAGGGUCCUUCCACCAGGAGGCUCUGGAACCCACCCACGAGAGGAAAAUCGGCCUCUACAAGGAGAGGAACGCGGCCCUCCGAGCCGAGCUGGGCGCCAAGGAGGAGACCCUGAGCCGGUCCAAGGCCUCCCUCUCGGCCUACCAGGAGGAGCGGAGCAAGCUUCAGCGGAAGGUGGAAGAGCUGCAGGAGAGCCUGUCCAGGGUGGAGGUCUGCUCGGAGGGAGCCCCCAGCCCGCGUGGGGAAGGAGAGCCACGGGGAGUCCAGGUGCUGGAGUCAGAGCCACCUCCGGGCACAGGCGGGCGGUGGUUUCGGCACCCAAAUCGAAAGGAAAGGGGUUUCUUCCCUAACAUCUGGUCUUUCCCCCACUUUUUUGAUCCCUCAGGGGCUGCUCAGAACGGGCUCCAUCCUCUCCGGGGGGCCACCGGCAUCCAGCCUGCCCACACCCUGUCAGCCUCUGACGGCAGCCUGGAGCAGCUCCACAGAUCCGUGGAGAGGCUGAGCAGGCUCAACCGGCUGCUCUCGGGGGCGCUGCAGGAGUCCAAGACGGAUGCGGAGCGCAUCAGCCUGCUGCUCGGCCGCCGGGAGUCCGACCACGCCGCCUUGGCCCUGGCUGUCCGGUGCAGCGAACGCUGCCUGGAGGCCUACGAGACCCUGUGGAAGCUGACGGUGACGGAGCCAGAGCCGCGCCCAGAGACGGAAGGAGGGGCGCCCAGGGCAGGUGAGGCCACCCAGAGGCGGGGGGCGUCUCUCCCCCACUACACAGCUGCUGGCUGGGUCCCGCUCCUCGUCUCCCUCCCCGGCCCUAAAGGGGUGCCCAGCAACGCCAACCCAGCAUUGGACACAGCUUUCCGUUUCUUGCAAGCGUGCAGCACGGCCAGCCAGAGAUCCUGGGAGCAGGGUGGCAUCCAAGAGAGUUCUCCAGAGGUGCUUGGUUCGGGGGAGGCAGCCAAGGAGAGGCUGCGGGAACGCAUCAGGCGCCUGCGGGCUGAGCUGGGGUCUCUGAAGCUGCCCGCCCAUCAGCUGUCUCCCGGAUUGGACUCUGUGGCUGCCAGGCUCAAUGCAGGGAUCAGGGCCAAGGUGGCAGAGGGCCGGAGGGCCGUGCGGGAGGUGCUUCCUGGCCUGGCCAUGCAGCCCAAGAUGGAAAAGGCCCAGCUGCUGCGAGAGCUGCACGCCGCCCGGGUGAGCAUGCAGGAAAAGGGGAGCGGGCUCCAGUCAUCCCUGAAUGGGAGAAAAGCCAACUGGGGGUGGGGGAGAAGGAGAGAGUGGCAGUGGUCGUCUGCCCUCCAAGGGGGAUGUAACUUAGCAGCCACCACCAGCUCAGCUGCUCAAAGAAAGGGCUGUGUUGGGUUAGUGCUGCCAACCUCCCGUAGCGCUUGCGACCAGCUUCUGAAUCGGGCCAAGGCGAGUCUCCGGGCCCCGGGCCCUGCGCUGAGAGUAAUCAGAACACGACAGAGCGAAGGGGCUCGGCUGCUGCAGCUGAUGAGCACAGAUCGCCUUCUCUGGGGGACCCCGAGCACCUCUCCCACGUCUCUCUGCCCUGGGAGCGUCCAGGGCAGGCUGUCUCGGGGCCCUUCUCUUCCCUCCAGAGCUCUCCUUUUGCCCAGCCAGGAGGGCUUGGCUGACCUGGGCACCAGGCUGCAUCUCACGGCGAAGGAGAAGCAGGGGCUGGAGCUCUGGACGCACACGCUGCAGGCUCGGGAGGCCGCCUGCCUGCUGGUGAUCCAGACCUUGCAGCAGGAGCACCGAGAGCGCCGCGGACAGCGGCCUCCCUCCUCCGGAAGCGGCAGCGGCAGCAGCGGCAGCGAGGGCGGCUCUGGGGUAAAAGGCUUGCCCGGUCCCCUUCGUCCCCAUCCCGGACGCCAGGUGGGCCCCUCCAGGGAUGCUGGAAAGCUCGUCUCCCCAGCCCGGGAGCUGCUUGUGCCGCACACCCCAAACUUCGGGUCGCUCUGGACCUUGUUUCCAGAAAGGGACGGGUCUGAGCAUACUCCUGUUGGUAUUCGUAAGAGGUCCCUUCCUGCUGCAUCCGAGCCUGUUGGUGGAAGCCUGGCCAAGAUGGAGCCGGAGGCACUGAUGCUCAGAUUACUGGACACUUUGGCUCGGAUCCGGGUGCUGAAGGAUCGGCUCGAGACCCUUCUCACUGACCUGGAGGAGAGGAGCCACGACUGCAAGGCCCACGAGGCACAAGAAAUGGCGCUCGUGCAGGACUUUUUCGAAGCACACAGCUCCCUGCUCUUCGCCUACCAGAAGGCCCGCAGGAAGCAGGACAGCCGGGUGGGGCAGCUGGAGACCCAGAUGGGGCUGAUGAGCGGGCGCCAGGCCAAGCAGCGCCAGGCCCUGAUGCAAACCCUCCAGCAGCGGCAGGACCAAGUGCCCGCGGGCGUGCUGACCAGCCUCCCCCAAGCCCCGGCAUUGGACGCGGGAACGCUGGACCUGCCUGGGAGUUUGGAAGCCAUGCCCUUCUCUGCGGAGGAGAAAGUGAGGCUUCCUGGGCAGGCACAAACGCGCUGGCAGGCCACCAACAGGGGGUCCCCGACGGUCAAUCCCCUCUGAAGACCCAGGGCGUCCCCUCCCAUCUCUUCAAGGGGGGACCCUCACGCCACCACCCUGCCCUUCCGGACCAGAGAUACUCAGACUUCAAAAACGGGGAUGGCGCCAUCGUUGUCCUUGGGGGCUGCUGGACCACGCAGCAUCCCUUCCUGGUGUGUGAAGAGCCCUCGGCCUGUCACAAUUUUUGGAAGCCUUUGUGGGGUUCGGGCUUUCUCAGAAGCUCUCAGGGACGCAAUGGCUUUCUCACCCCUUGCAGUCGUCCGUUGAAAAGGUCCUGGUCAUCUGCCUCCCAAUUGACCUUCAUCUGCAUAACCAGCCUUUUCCUCCCUGCCCCCCCCCCAGUUUAAAUCCUCCAUUAGUCUAGCCCAGUGUUUCUUAACCGUGGCAACUUUAAGAUGUGUGGACUUCAACUCCCAGAAUUCCCCCAGCCAGCAUUGCCCACACAUCUUAAAGUUGCCAAGGUUGAGAAACACUGGGCUAGCCCCUCUGUGCAUCUGAUGGAGCUCAGAAAAACUUAGGCCCUUUCACAAAAUGUGUACAGCAGUGAGAAAAGAUCCCCCCCAGGGUCCUUUUGGUUUUC
This is a messenger RNA of Candoia aspera, 4612 nucleotides long. It is a transcript of the gene USHBP1, whose product is annotated as USH1 protein network component harmonin binding protein 1. Lineage: Eukaryota; Metazoa; Chordata; Lepidosauria; Squamata; Candoiidae. Gene Ontology annotation, cellular component: cytoplasm. The transcript is spliced from 19 exons. The coding region runs from base 1 to 4035 and encodes 1344 amino acids. The record is from RefSeq and is a predicted model, not a curated record. Gene Ontology annotation, biological process: negative regulation of canonical Wnt signaling pathway.